AUGUGGACAACAAAGCAGCUCUGCAUCGCAGUUCUGAUCACCUUCUUUUCUCCGCUUAUCGUGCGACAUUUGAUAUUGAACAGCCCCAUAUCAGGAACAUCCCGCUAUCAUAUUCUCCAUGCCAAUCCCCUUGCAUGGCUCAGCAACCGAGUGGACGCAGAUGCACCAGCAGCCAAUCCAGCGAAUGCGCGGGUGGUAUCAUCAACAGCGGAUGAUUCAGGCAGCCUGGAUCCCAGAAAUUCCUCUACUAGGGUGGUAUCAUCACCAGCGGAUGAUUCAAGCAGUCUAGAUCCCAGAAACUCCUCUACUGAAAGGCUACACUGGCUAGACACAUGGAACCAUAUGAAGCAGCUAACCAAUGUCUCCACUGGACUUCCCCAUGCGACCGAAGCGAUCAAAGAUGCAAGAACCGCAUGGGAAAACUUGAUGACAACGGUUCAAAAUGCAACUUCUCCGGGAACAGAGAAGCGGAGGCUCUGCCCGUACUCGGUUCGCAGAAUGGACGCCUCCAAGUCGGCGGGCGGUCACUUUACCAUGGACAUACCGUGUGGGCUCGUCGCAGGUUCUUCCAUAACUGUCAUAGGCACUCCUGGCAGCCUGUCUGGUAACUUCUGGAUUGAUCUUGUUGGGACGGCACUCCCGGGGGAACCUGAAGAACCCAUUGUGCUGCGGUACGGUGUUCGUCUAACCGGCGAUAAACUUGCUCAAGGUCCGGCCAUAGUGCAGAACGCCUUCACUGCAAGUAAUGGCUGGGGUUAUGAGGACCGUUGCCCCUACAAUAACUCCAACAAUGCAACUCAAGUGGAUGAUUUGGAGAGAUGCAAUUCCAUGGUGGGCAGCAUAAUGAACUCUACACGUCACACUGGUCUCAAGCAAGGUGGAAAGCCAAGCACAUAUUUUCCUUUUAGGCAGGGCUACCUUGCUAUCACAACUCUCCGGAUAGGGCUCGAAGGAAUACAUAUGACGGUUGACGGGAAACAUAUUACUUCAUUCGCAUACAGAGCGGGCUCGGAACCUUGGUUUGGCACUCAAGUAAGGGUUUUUGGUGACUUCAAGCUAGCAGGUGCCAUUGCAAGUGGACUGCCUACCUCCGAAGACUUGGAGAACAGCUUGGAUCUUGAAAUGCUCAAGUCAUCACCUAUUCCAGCCGGCAAAGAUCUCGACCUUCUGAUCGGCAUCUUCUCAACAGCAAACAACUUCAAGCGUAGAAUGGCGAUUCGGAGGACGUGGAUGCAAUAUGACGCAGUGCGUAACGGAACAGUUGCGGUCCGAUUUUUCGUUCGCCUGACCAAUGCUGUGUCAGCCAAGUAUCUGAUGAAAACAGAUGAUGAUGCUUUUGUUCGAGUGCACGAAAUCUACUCCUCGGUAAAACAGCUUAAUGUCAGCAACGGUCUGCUCUAUGGUCGCAUCAAUUCAAACUCGGGUCCUCACCGGAAUAGUGAAAGCAAGUGGUACAUAAGCCCAGAGGAAUGGCCUGAAGAGAAAUACCCACCAUGGGCUCAUGGACCAGGAUAUGUGGUUUCACAAGACAUCGCAAAGACAAUCAACAUUUGGUAUAAAACAAGUCGUCUAAAGAUGUUCAAACUAGAAGAUGUCGCGAUGGGCAUAUGGGUUGACGAAAUGAAGAAGGGCGGUUUACCCGUGAGAUACAAAACAGAUAAGAGGAUUCACAUUGAUGGUUGUAAGGAGGGGUACAUUGUUGCCCACUAUCAAGAACCAAGGAAUAUGCUAUGCAUAUGGGAGACACUCCUAAGGACAAAUCAAGCUAUGUGCUGCAACUAACUAACUAGUAAUGCAGAACCAAUUCUGAUGAUGUGAAUAUUUUUAGAAAUCCACAAACUUUUUUAAAUCAUGAUCCUUUUUUGAGUUCACCAACAGCUGCAUCCGUACAUGUACGUUGCUAUGACGCAUAAUCGAUGUUUCCAGUCCCAAUUCAUGAUCACGAAAUCCAUAGAAACUGUAGGUACAAGCAUUUCUCGGUAGACACAAGAUCUUCAGUGCAAUGAUGUUCACAUUCAGAUUUAGUACCCACUAUAUGUCUGUUCACAUCAGAAAGAUUAAUUAACUCAUGAGCUAUCAAGGGCCUGCUAAAUGCGUGUGAAAGCAGUAAAAACAUUACCACUGACUAGCUAAUUAGUCAAUCAAAACCAAUCAAAGCAACAAGCAUGGAACUCACAGUUCACAUUGUAACUCGGAUUACUCUGUUUUGUGCCCAAUGCAUCAGAGGUGUCUCAGUCUAACUAACACCCCCUCCAUCCCGUAAUAAGAUAAUUUUGCAAUCUAUGUACCAAUACAAGUUUUAAACCAUGUGCAGUUAGUAUACCAUGUAAUUUAUUUAUUUUGAGAGGAAAAUACCAUGUAAUUUGUCAACACAACUCUGACGAGCUCGGUCGUCAAUACAGGAAAAUGGACUCUACAUAUUUGUCGGCAAGUUCAGACUUUCACCAAUUCAUUUAUGUGAAAAGAGUCGAGACACUAAGAAAUAGUAGCACAUGAGAAGUAUCCAUUGUGAAGAGAGAGUCCUCGGUUACAGGCUGGAAACCAUGGAACAUAAGGGUUGCACAUCCUGGACCGAUGGCCCGUGUGAAUUCGGAGUAGCGCCAGCCGUCAAACAAACAAGCAACAUAACAGCAAUCUUCACAGCCUGCCUCGCGAGUUUGGGCCCGCUGCAUUAAAUCGGCUCA
This is a messenger RNA of Triticum aestivum (bread wheat), 2684 nucleotides long. Its product is annotated as beta-1,3-galactosyltransferase GALT1-like. Gene Ontology annotation, cellular component: Golgi membrane. Lineage: Eukaryota; Viridiplantae; Streptophyta; Magnoliopsida; Poales; Poaceae. The transcript is spliced from 6 exons. Gene Ontology annotation, molecular function: carbohydrate binding; galactosyltransferase activity. The record is from RefSeq and is a predicted model, not a curated record. The coding region runs from base 1 to 1782 and encodes 593 amino acids.